AUGAUCAAGACCAGAAACCAGUUACUAUCUAAAUUUAAGAGAUCGGGAGAGAUUUCCGACUGGAAUAUGUACAAACAGCUGAGAAAUAUUAUCACUGCGGCUGUCAAAAAAGAAAAAAAGGCUUAUUAUAGCAAGUACAUUAAUUACAGCGGAAAUCCCAAAACUACUUGGACACAUCUGAAGAAAAUGGGUAUUGUUCAGCAAAAAAAUAAAGUGCUCAGCGCUUCUCUUGCCGAUGUUGACCGUAUUAAUGAACAUUUCAUUAACUCUGUUCCUGACCUGUCCCCCGAUGACGAUCUAUUGUCUUUUUAUGCUGACCGAGAUAACUGUUCUGCUUCUUGCUUAUUCAGGUUCCGUACUGUUGAUGAGAUUGAAGUUUUGGAAUCCAUCAAAUCAAUCAAGAGUAAAGCUGUUGGUUAUGAUGGCAUAAAUAUACUUACCCUCCACUUGUGUGUACCUCAUAUACUUCCACAUAUCACUCAUAUCGUGAAUUAUUGUCUGAAAAAAUCCGUCUUUCCCAGCCAGUGGAAAAGAGCAGUUGUUCUACCUGUGCCAAAGGUGUCUAAUCCAAGGAACUUGAACAAUUUACGACCUAUAAGCAUUUUGCCAACAUUGUCCAAAAUUUUAGAGAAGGAUCAUGUGCAAACAACUCUGGUCACAUUGGAAUUCUAA
Molecule: messenger RNA, 672 nt
Organism: Coccinella septempunctata (seven-spotted ladybird)
Lineage: Eukaryota; Metazoa; Arthropoda; Insecta; Coleoptera; Coccinellidae
Exons: 1
Coding region: 1-672 (223 amino acids)
Source: RefSeq, a predicted model, not a curated record